Messenger RNA from Sesamum indicum (sesame), 1168 nucleotides. It is a transcript of the gene URED, whose product is annotated as urease accessory protein D. Lineage: Eukaryota; Viridiplantae; Streptophyta; Magnoliopsida; Lamiales; Pedaliaceae. Gene Ontology annotation, molecular function: nickel cation binding. The record is from RefSeq and is a predicted model, not a curated record.
UCAGUGUUAAGCGCCAACAGACAUUGUCCACUGUGAAGAACUAGAAUUAAAUAUAUUAAAAAUAUAUCCAAUAAUGGAGAGAGGGAAGCUGGUGGUGGAGAGGGUAGAAGGCAGGUCAACGCUGACCCGCUGUUUCUCAAAGUACCCCUUCAAAUUCAUCGUCCCCAAUAAGGCGGGAUCCUCCAAAGCCGAUGCUGUGUGGAUUUACACCAUCACUUACGGUGGAGGCGUUGUCUCUGGGGAUUCGAUGGCUUGUGAUGUUACGGUCGGGGAUGGCGCUACUGCUGUUUUGACCACUCAAUCUUCUACAAAGGUUUACAAGUCUGUAGGAUCAAAAUGUUCUCAACAGAAAAUGGAAGCUAGCAUCGGAAAAGGCGCACUUUUGGUCGUUAUUCCAGAUCCAGUAACUUGUUUUUCCACUGCAAAGUAUUCUCAAAUACAAAACUUCAAAGUCGUACCUGAAUCAAGCUUGCUUCUUGUUGACUGGAUAACCAGCGGCCGCCAUGAAAGAGGCGAAAAGUGGGCUUUUUCUCAUUAUAAGAGCACAAACCAUAUUCUUUUACAAGGCAAUGAGACUUUAUUUCUUGACACGACGUCAUUAGAGCAUGGAAGACAUGGCGGUAUUUCUGAGCGACUGCAAGACUACCAAGUAAUAGCCAUGAUAGUUCUUUUGGGGCCAAAGUUGAAGCUUAUUCAGAGUCAAAUCCAGGAGGAUGUGAAGAAAUUAAUGUCUCAGCAACUCCGCCUUCCUUCAGUUAGCGCAGGAUGUUCCUCAGAAUCUGGCAGUAGUUAUCGGUUGCCCAAACCAAGUUUCCUUGCUUCUUGUAGUACGUUUGGCCCAAAAGGCGCAGGAGUUGUCAUUAGAGUUGCAUCCAUGACCACUGAAUCCGUCUACAAUUUCCUGCAAGAUCAAUUGGCUAGCCUAGAAGCGUUGCUUGGAGCUGCGCCAUAUCUUUAGACAAAAUCGGAAGAUUGGGUUCAGAGCCCUCAGGAAAAUGCUCUAUUACUUGUAUGCUUCAUUGCAGAUGAGCCAAAGAUUGAAAUUUCAACCGCCCCUAUGUCCAAAACAAACAAAAAGAGAGCUGUAAAUUACCGAAAGAAAAUAAAACCAAAACAUUGCUGUAGGAUGACACGCAAUGUCGUUCUGCUUUUGCUUUCUUAUCCUUUA